AAUUAAGCUAAUUGUUAUUUAUAAUAAAAAUAUAUAAAAGCUACAAGUUAACCAUGAAGUCUAUUAGUAAGUAAAUCAAUCUUCUUGAUUUGGCUAACUAUAUAUUUAGGUAUUUACUAUGUUUGAAAUUCAAGAACACCUGGGAACCAAAACAGUGAAUCAGGGAGUGUCUGUAAUGGACUAAAGAUUGUUGCAACUUGCAAGCAACUAGGAAAGUGGAGUGAUAUGCAUGCCUAGUUUGUGGGGCAACCCUAAGAUUGUUAGGAAAGAUUUUGUGAUAUAGGUUAAACACGGAAAGAGAGGCUGAUAGGCUAUGCCUAUUAGUUUUAACCGAGUGGAGUGAGUGGUCUCUCGGGCCAUUUUAGGGCGACUCAGAGAGUUACUUCACAUUGAACACGUAUGGUCUAUGUCAUUUUUCUCUUUUAAUAAUAUAUGGUCUAUGUCAUUUAGAACACGUGCUAGUCUUUGCAGCCUUUGUUUUUCAACCCACAGCAUCUAUAAACUCCAACCCCCAAAUUCAAUUCCCCAUAUCUCUAUCCCAUCUCCUGGAAGAGGGACUUCAAUGCUCUGAAUCAUUGGGUUUGGAGUAUUGGGAAGUGUAUAAAUCUCAGUGUCAGUGAAAAAACAACUGUCACUGCGAUAACCGGACGUUGAUACCUCAACGUCAAAGACCCAUCACCUUUGAUUUAUUUAUAGAGGAAGCUUACAAGGCUAUAGUUGAAGGAGUUCUUUUCAUCAUUUCGUUUAUCAGACAAGAAGACGCAGGCUUAAUUUUUGUUGGGUGUUUUUUUUUCCUUUUCUUUAACCGAAGAUGGGGGAGGAAGUGCUUCCACAAGGUGGGACCAAGUGCUAUGAUGACGAUGGCCGCCUCAAGCGAUCUGGAACCGUGUGGACCGCUAGUGCACAUAUUAUUACAGCAGUCAUUGGUUCCGGGGUUCUGUCACUGGCUUGGGCCACGGCUCAGCUGGGAUGGGUCGCUGGUCCAUUGGUGAUGAUUUUGUUUUCUUUUGUAACUUACUUCACCUCCACUCUUCUUGCUGCUUGUUACCGCUCUGGUGACCCUGUUAACGGCAAGCGAAACUAUACUUACAUGGAUGCUGUCCGAUCAAAUCUUGGUGGGUUUAAAGUUAAGAUUUGUGGGUGGGUUCAAUACUUGAACCUUUUUGGAGUUGCCAUUGGGUACACCAUUGCAUCAUCAAUUAGCAUGAUGGCUAUCAAAAGGUCGAAUUGCUUCCAUGCUAGUGGUGGCAAAAAUCCAUGCCAUAUGAAUAGCAACCCUUAUAUGAUUGCUUUUGGCAUUGUUGAAAUCAUUUUCUCUCAAAUUCCCGACUUUGAUCAACUAUGGUGGCUCUCCAUUGUUGCUGCUGUCAUGUCUUUCACCUACUCUACAAUUGGACUUGGCCUUGGUAUUGGUAAAGUAGCAGAAACUGGGACAAUUAGGGGAAGCCUGACUGGAAUCAGUGUUGGAACUGUGACUCAAACCCAAAAAAUAUGGAGGAGUUUCCAGGCACUUGGAGACAUUGCUUUUGCCUAUUCAUACUCCCUUAUACUCAUUGAAAUUCAGGACACCCUUAAGGCUCCACCAGCAGAAUCAAAGACAAUGAAGAAAGCAACCUUGAUAAGUGUUGGAGUGACGACCUUGUUUUACAUGUUGUGUGGUUGCAUGGGCUAUGCUGCUUUUGGAGACUUGUCACCUGGAAACCUUUUAACUGGUUUUGGAUUUUAUAACCCGUUUUGGCUCCUUGAUAUUGCCAAUGCUGCCAUUGUGAUUCACCUUGUUGGUGCAUAUCAAGUUUACUGUCAACCUCUUUUCGCCUUCAUUGAGAAAAGCGCGACCGAGCGGUUUCCGGACAGUGAAUUCAUUACCAAAGAUAUCAAGAUCCCGAUCCCGGGUUUUCGCCCUUACAAUCUCAACUUGUUCCGAUUGGUUUGGAGGACAAUUUUUGUGAUCAUUACAACAUUGAUCUCCAUGCUUCUUCCUUUCUUUAAUGACAUUGUUGGACUCCUUGGGGCACUUGGAUUUUGGCCAUUAACAGUUUAUUUCCCAGUUGAGAUGUACAUUUCACAAAAGAAGAUACCUAAGUGGAGCACAAGAUGGGUUUGUCUUCAAAUCCUUAGCAUUGCUUGUCUCUUUAUCACCAUUGCCGCAGCUGCCGGUUCGAUUGCCGGGGUUGUUCUUGAUCUCAAGUCGUUCAAGCCCUUUGCGACAGUAUACUAGUUCGGUAGAAUUGACCCGGUAUGAUUCGCAACAUUCACGGACAGUAAAAGGCCAAGAAAAACUGAUCUUUUAGGAACAAAUGAAGGUUGUUGUUCAUGUUCAUAUAUGAAGCCAGAAUUUGCAGUUUUUAAUUACCUUAUAAAUUCAACAAAAAAUGGAGGCCAUUUGGGUGACCAUUUCCACUUGUAAGUUGUAACUUUCAAUGUCACUCAAUCCAAAGGAAAAAAGAAUUGAACUCAA
Molecule: messenger RNA, 2458 nt
Organism: Gossypium raimondii (Peruvian cotton)
Lineage: Eukaryota; Viridiplantae; Streptophyta; Magnoliopsida; Malvales; Malvaceae
Product: amino acid permease 3
Exons: 6
Coding region: 812-2218 (468 amino acids)
Cellular component (GO): plasma membrane
Source: RefSeq, a predicted model, not a curated record